This is a messenger RNA of Populus trichocarpa (black cottonwood), 1000 nucleotides long. RefSeq names its product protein DMP3. The transcript has a single exon. Lineage: Eukaryota; Viridiplantae; Streptophyta; Magnoliopsida; Malpighiales; Salicaceae. The record is from RefSeq and is a predicted model, not a curated record. Gene Ontology annotation, biological process: endomembrane system organization. Bases 111 to 803 code for a protein of 230 amino acids.
UUAUCUUCAACCAUCUUCAAAAUCCUUCAAAACAGCUUCAUAGAUAUCUUUCUGGUCUCUAUAUCCUCACAAUCUCUCGGAGAGCUUGACGACCCAAAGAACCCAGCAACAUGUCUCUUAGGCCACGAACCACAUCCACCAAGCAAUUAUCCAUACCUGAGGUAUCCACACAAAGUUCUAGCUCGACUACCAGCAACGAUAACAGUAACAAUGUGCAGCCUGAGACUCCAAAAUCCCCAUCAAGACCACCCACCUUAUCUCAACGUGCAAUCUCGCAAACCCUAACAAGCACGGCCAACCUAGCCAACCUUCUUCCCACAGGAACCCUCUUGGCCUUCCAGCUUCUCACCCCAUUCUUUACCAACAACGGUGCUUGUGAUUCUGCCACACGCCCAAUGACUCUAAUCCUCCUUGCUCUUCUCGCCCUUUCUUGUUUUCUUGCUUCCUUCACGGAUAGCGUCAGGUCACCAACGGAUGGAAGAGUUUACUAUGGUCUUGCAAGCUUUAAAGGGAUGUAUCUGUUUGACUGCCCUGAUCCUGCUGCUUCAGGCUUGGUUGAUCUGAGCAAGUUCAAGAUGGGGUUCAUCGACGUGGUUCACGCAGUUUUAUCAGUGCUCGUGUUUAUUUCUGUGGCUCUGAGGGAGAAGAAUGUUUUGAGCUGCUUUUAUCCUAUGCCUAAACAUGAGACUCAAGAGGUUUUGAGUAUUGUCCCAAUUGGGGUUGGUCUCAUCUGCAGCUUGUUGUUUGUGGUUUUCCCUACCAGAAGGCAUGGGAUCGGCUACCCCGUCGUGCAAGGCAAAUAAUUGCAGCUAGUCCUUAAUUUGUAUCAUAUGAUAUUCUCUUUAAUUUAAUUUGUAAUAUUUCUUAGAUUAUUUUGUUAUUAAUUAUUCUUAAAAAAAAAAAACUAAUUGUUGUUGAACAUUCACUUGUAUUAUUUUAAUUUUUACAUAUAUAGAAAUUAAUGGGAAGGUCAUGAGAUUAUUCAUUGUUAACCAGAAAA